Molecule: messenger RNA, 2855 nt
Organism: Megalobrama amblycephala (Wuchang bream)
Lineage: Eukaryota; Metazoa; Chordata; Actinopteri; Cypriniformes; Xenocyprididae
Gene: vegfab
Product: vascular endothelial growth factor Ab
Exons: 8
Coding region: 621-1373 (250 amino acids)
Biological process (GO): positive regulation of mast cell chemotaxis; induction of positive chemotaxis; vascular endothelial growth factor receptor signaling pathway
Cellular component (GO): membrane
Molecular function (GO): vascular endothelial growth factor receptor 1 binding; heparin binding; chemoattractant activity
Source: RefSeq, a predicted model, not a curated record
AUGGCGUUGAGUUUCAAUCACUGUGGUCCCAGAACUGACCGACAGCUGAAGCUGUUCGUUAAAACCGAGGAACGGCGGCGUCCCUGAUCAUUCAUAACGGCAAGAGGGAGAACUUGAGAAUCAAGCCGACAAAUCCAACAGGAAGCGGAAUUAAAGCAAUGUUCAUUCGUAGGGACUAGAAGUGCGCUUGGAUAUCGCAUUCUCUCUUCAGCGUCUUUGUGUUCUCACUGGUAUCACUGUAUGCUCCACUAAUAACACACUGUUGGCAAUACUGAAAUUUAUAUCGGCGAGUGAGUUCCUUAUCCAUUCUGCGUCCCUUUCCCAAUGAACCCAGCGCACUUGGAGACGGGCGGCAGGCUAAGCAUGGGAUUACUUUUGUGAUGUGGAUUGUAAUAGCCUUGGAAGAAAAAAUUGAUCUACUUCUCAACAAUGUGAGAGGACCUGCGUCCUGGAUUCUCAUAUUUCUGGAUAUUCUGAAAAUAAUCGGCAACAGCUGAGAGACGUUGUAACAGUUUCCGUGGAUCUCACGGUCUCUCAGGUGUCUGCAUGUGUGUUGUGGGACCAACAUGGGUUUCUUGUUGCACCUAUAGGUCGGACCCCGUGUGAAGAAGCCUCUACUCAUGUCUAACUUGCUUUCUGAGACCUUUACCGAUGCGUUUGCUAAAGUCCGCCUAUCAUCGGAUAGGGUUUUAAAAAGAGUUAUUCGCCUUAUAAAUUCAAUCAUGAACUUUGCCGUUCGCGUGCUCCAGUUAUUUAUUGUGACGCUUCUGUAUUUUUCAGCUGUCAAGAGUGCCUACAUACCGAGGGAGGGAGGCAAAAGCACAUAUGACGUGGUGCCAUUCAUGGAGGUGUAUAACAAGUCACUUUGUCGUCCUCGGGAAAUGCUGGUGGAAAUUCAUCAGGAAUACCCUGAUGACAUAGAGCAUAUCUUCAUACCGUCCUGUGUGGUUCUCACCCGCUGUGCUGGGUGCUGUAAUGAUGAAAUGUUGGAAUGCACCCCCACCAUCACAUACAACAUUACCUUGGAGAUUAAAAGAGUGAAACCACUCCGUCAGCAAAGUGACUUUUUCAUGAGUUUUGCAGAACACAGUGAAUGCCAGUGUCGGCUGAAAAAAGAUCUUCCAGAGAAAAGAGAAAAAAAACCCCGGAAGGGCAAAGGCCAAAAGCGAAAGAGAAAGAAAAACCGUGAAAAAAAGCGGGAUUUUAGUCAGUGUGAGCCUUGCUGUUCUACAUGCUCUGAAAGGAGAAAAAAGUUGUUUGUUCAAGACCCAGAGACGUGUCAGUGCUCCUGUAAACACUCUGAAGCCGACUGCAGGUCUAGACAACUAGAACUCAACGAAAGGACCUGCAGAUGUGACAAACCAAGGAGGUGAACCGAACAGACUUGAGAAUGGACUCUGACAUGAAGGAAUUUUUCACCAGUAAUUCACAGCACUUUGAACUUUCAGCUUUGAACUUUGGUCUCAUUUUUCCAUCACGGAGAUAUUGAGAGAAUGAAGUGAAGGGGUUUGGGGGAGGUGGGGGGUUAAUAGUCAAUGAAAUGGUCUGUCUGUAUAUUUUCAUGAUUUUCAUGUGUGUAUUAAGCGAACCGAGAGACUGAAAGCACAGGAUUUGAUUUGCUGCUAAAGGGUCUUCGCAAAAGACCUACGUAAAUGUUUCUGAUCUUGGCUGGCGUGCGUAAAGUCGGACGUACUCGAAAUCAAAGUCAUACUCAACGAAUCACAUCACUGGAUUUGGGUCUGCUGUGCAGUUUUUCAUUUGAAUCGAAAUGUAAACGAGAUCAAACAAAACAUUUGGAGGACUGCAACAAUGCGUCAGCGUCCAUUACGCGCUGUGGAAUCAUUCCUCCCAGUACAUGAACACUGAGCACUAUGCGUGUUUUAAGAGAUGGAUAAAUGACUGGAGUUUUGAUGGUAGACAGAACUGAAUCUGCCGUUGGAAUGUCACACAGUGAUACCAUGGAAACCCGCUGGCCGCUGUGGUAAAUGUUUGCACCAGAGCUCUGACCUUGACGAGGCAAACCCAAGAGGAUUUUGGUCAUAUUCACUCCUUAAAGGGAUAUUCAUUCAAUAUAUGACAUAUUUGGAAACCACUUUGAGUAGAUCGUGUGAUUAGGUUCCAUGCUUUCACACUACUGGGGAUUUAAGACAAUGAUUUUGUGCUAGGUUUUUCGUUGUCGUUCAGCUAGUCUUGGAAUUUUCGUCCAAAUCUAUUCCCCCAAACAAUUCAGUAAUUUAUGAUUUUUUUAAAUUUUUUUUUUAGAAUAUUUUCAGUAUUCUAUCUCUUUGUAUUUAAUUUGACCUAUUUAUGUGCAGUGUUAAGAUGGAUCUUCUUGGCCUCUGCAAAGCUCCAUGGCUGUCUGGAGCAAAAAAGCUUUUCAUCCUAUUUUAUUUUCCGUAGAUGAACAGAGAAACAUUCCUAUUACUGAUCAUUGAGUUAUGUUGCCAACUGCCUUGACUUUGCCGCCUUACUGCAGAUGUGUGUGUGUGCCGUGUGAUCUCUAACAAACUGUGUAAAUGUGAUUUUGUGUGCAAACGAGGCUAGUGUUUGUGUGUGUGCAUGUGUGAGUACGUUUUGGCAAAACAGUCUUGAUGUCAGUGUGUGACAUACGUAUUGAAUAACAAUAUAGCAGCCAAAUGUAUAUAUAGGCCAAACCAAUGUCACCAUUUACUUCUACUAUAAUAAGAUCUAACAAGCUGAAACAGUAUGCUCAAAUGUGGUCUGAUUUGGAGUUUUACAGUUUAAACAUUAUUUAUUUACUCCAUGUAAAUAUGUUGAAUAUUAACAUCUUUUUGUGUCUAUGUAAUGUAGUACAGCAUAUUUAUUUUCAAAUUAUAUUGCCUUUUUCUAUAAAA